AUGCCGUUCGACCAAUCAGCACACGACUUGCUAUUGUCCGAUUUUUUCUUGUCGAUAACUCCAAAACGAUUAAAUCCAUCUUCCAUCAGAAAUGGGAAUAAUUUCUCAAUGGGCUGUCUACCAAAUAAUUUCACUGAAUUGCUAAAAGAAUUGAAUGAAGAGGAUUUAAAGAAAGAAAAAGAGAAAUCAUUUCAAUGGUCUCAUUGGAAAGAAUCAAAUAAGAAAGAAAUACCGAUUAUUGAUCUUACCCACCAUCCUUUGACAGAAGAUUCAUGCCGUAAUACUCCAACAAAUUGGGAUAUCUAUCAACUGUGCAAGCGAAAAAAAUACAGAGUCCAUAUGAUUUUUAGAAAGAUAAAUAUCUUUCUCAAAAACAAGCAAUUCAAUGAAAUUGCCAAAGAGAAAAGAAAUUUGUUUACAUGGUGCAAUGAAAAUUCCCCAUGCAAUAACAAGAAAACAACACGAUUUUCUUCAGAUGUUGACUUGAAUGAAAGAACACCUUCAAUAAUUAAUGAGGAUUGCUGUGAAGGUGCGACAGGCAUUGCACCUGUUGAUAACCAAAAUGUAUCCACUCUUCUUUCCAACAACUGCUUAACCUCUCUGCUAGAUUCAAAUCUACAAACAUCACCACUUUUGCCAAUAAAGUCUCUACAAACUACAGCAACAGGAGCAUCCCCCUCACCACCCAAGGAGAACCAGCCAGGUAUAAACAGUUCGGUUUCCAAACCCGACUCACUGCAACAGGGAUGUACACUUUCUUCCUCUCUUUGGUUUUCUUCUUUCUUUCCUUCUUCUUUACACAAUUCAGCUUAUAACAGAGGUAUACACUUUCUUCCUCUCUUUGGAUAUCCUUUUUCUUUUCUUUACACAAUUCAACUUGUAACAGAGAUAUAUGCUUUCUUCUCUAGUUUUCCUUUUUCUUUAAAUGCAGGCUGA
Molecule: messenger RNA, 936 nt
Organism: Acanthosepion pharaonis
Lineage: Eukaryota; Metazoa; Mollusca; Cephalopoda; Sepiida; Sepiidae
Source: the annotation of a GenBank genome assembly